Pseudophryne corroboree (corroboree frog) is the source of this 3843-nucleotide messenger RNA. RefSeq names its product oocyte zinc finger protein XlCOF22-like. Gene Ontology annotation, cellular component: nucleus. The transcript is spliced from 5 exons. Gene Ontology annotation, molecular function: DNA-binding transcription factor activity, RNA polymerase II-specific. Bases 120 to 2159 code for a protein of 679 amino acids. The record is from RefSeq and is a predicted model, not a curated record. Gene Ontology annotation, biological process: regulation of transcription by RNA polymerase II. NCBI's taxonomy places the organism in Eukaryota, Metazoa, Chordata, Amphibia, Anura, Myobatrachidae.
UUACACAGCAGUUAAGACAUCCGGUGAGUGUGAGACACCGAGCAGCCAUCCCCGUGUGUCAGGAGGACUGCGCAGGACCCAGAACCCUAUCACGGUGCCUCCACCUCACUCACUGACACAUGAGACACAUUGACCAGAAGAUCCUGGAACUCCCUAACAAGAUCAUUCAGCUGCUGACUGGAGAGGAGGGAGAGUGUAUAGAGGAACACAGGGGUCUUUACAUGGACGUGAUGAUGGAGAAUCACCGGCCCCUCACAUCACUGGAUGGGCCCAGUAACAGAGAUUCUCCAGAGCGAUGUCCCCGUCCUCUGUAUUCCCAGGAUUCUACAGAGGAGAAUCACAGGAUCCCACAGGAGGAUCAGGUAAAACGUUUGUCUGUUAUUAAAACAGAAGAUAUAGAGGGAGAAGAAGAGACGUAUGUGACUGAUAUAAAGGCAGAAGAUACAGAGGGAGAAGAAGAGACGUAUGUGACUGAUAUAAAGGCAGAAGAUACAGAGGAAGAAGAAGAGAUGUAUGUGACUAAUAUAAAGGCAGAAGAUAUAGAGGGAGAAGAAGAGACGUAUGUGACUGAUAUAAAGGCAGAAGAUAUAGAAGGAGAAAAAGAAACGUAUGUGACUGAUAUAAAGGCAGAAGAUAUAGAGGGAGAAGAAGAGACGUAUGUGACUGAUAUGAAGGCAGAAGAUACAGAGGGAGAAGAAGAGACGUAUGUGACUGAUAUAAAGGCAGAAGAUAUAGAAGGAGAAAAAGAAACGUAUGUGACUGAUAUAAAGACAGAAGAUAUAGAGGGAGAAGAAGAUACGUAUGUGACUGAUAUAAAGGCAGAAGAUAUAGAAGGAGAAAAAGAAACGUAUGUGACUGAUAUAAAGGCAGCAGAUACAGAGGGAGAAGAAGAGACGUAUGUGACUGAUAUGAAGGCAGAAGAUACAGAGGGAGAAGAAGAGACGUAUGUGACUGAUAUGAAGGCAGCAGAUACAGAAGGAGAAGAAGAGACGUAUGUGACUGAUAUGAAGACAGAAGAUAUAGAGGGAGAAGAAGAGACGUAUGUGAGGGGUGAUCAGCAGUGUAAGGAGGAGGAGAUCCCUACAGAUAUCAGCACAGAUGGACACACAAGCAGGAAUAUCUCAGAAGGACAUCUAAUGUUAUCCCCGGAUUGUGACAUAAAAGAUAAUGACAGUAGACAGGAUUCUCCAGGAGCUAACCCCAUUACCCCAAUUAUACAUCCAGCUCUAUCAGCUGAUCCCUCUGAUCCUGGGAAAUGUUCUCCUGAUCACUCUGAUAUUGGUGCAUCUGUUACAGCUCUGACAGUAGAUACAGAGUUUCCAUGUGCUAUAGAUGCCAAAUGUUUUACACAGAACACAACGCGUAUUAACCCUCAGACAGCUAAGGCAGGUGAGAGGCAAUUUCCGUGUUCUGAGUGUGGGAAAUGUUUUACAUACAAAUCAGCUUUUGUUACACAUCAGAGAUAUCACACAGGUGAUAGGCCAUUUCCGUGUUCUGAGUGUGGAAAAUGUUUUAUACAAAAAUCACGUCUUGUUAUACAUGAGAGAAGUCACACUGGUGAAAAACCAUUUACAUGUUCUGAGUGUGGAAAAUGUUUUAUUCAAAAAUCAACUCUUGUUAUACAUGAGAGAAGUCACACUGGUGAGAAACCAUUUCCAUGUUCUGAGUGUGAGAAAUGUUUUAUAUAUAAGUCACAACUUGUUAGACAUGAGAGAAGUCAUACAGGUGAGAAACCAUUUCCAUGUUCUGAGUGUGGAAAAUGUUUUAUUCAAAGAUCAGCUCUUUUUAUACAUAAGAAAAGUCACACAGGUGAGAAACCAUUUCCAUGUUCUGAGUGUGGGAAAUGUUUUGUACAGAAAUCAGUUCUUGUUGCACAUCAGAGAAGUCACACAGGUGAGAAACCAUUUCCAUGUUCUGAGUGUGGGAAAUGUUUUGUACACAAAUCAGUUCUUGUUACACAUCAGAGAAGUCACACAGGUGAGAAACCAUUUCCAUGUUUUGAGUGUGGGAAAUGUUUUGUACAGAAAUCAGUUCUUGUUGCACAUCAGAGGAGUCACACAGGUGAGAAACCAUUUCCAUGUUCUGAGUGUGGGAAAUGUUUUGCACAGAAAUCACAUCUCGUUAGACAUGAGAGAAGUCACACAUGUUCUGAGUGUUAGAAGUAAAUCAGCUGUUUCACACAAUAGACAUCACACAGGUGAGGAACCUUUUUAAUCUAAUCACCAUUGCCAUGCAGUGUUCCUCAAGGUCCUGUCCUAUCUCCUAUGCUUCUUGCAAUAUACAUGCUGCUACUGAGUGAAACAAUCAGACGUCAUGCGCUGGUCUACUACUGCUGUGCCGAUGACCUCUUUUUUGCUCUGUGUACUCGGAACCCAAUACCAAUCCUAAGCGGCUGUCUAGCUGAGCUCCAGGUGUGGGUGAUACCAGUUGGCUGUGACCCAGUUGUGGUGAAACAUGUCCUUAUGAUAGCGUCUCACCUACAAAAGGCAGGGCUACAGCGUUACCAACCAACAUGGGGGAAGCUUCUGUCUGACCUCUCAUUACACAACGUAUCCUGAUCCCGGCUCUAUGUGACCUCUCACAUCUAUCACUUGUGUCACAUUACAUCUUAUACCUGUAGUUUUAUGUUUCUGUUGUUUCCCUGUUAUCUGUUCGGUAAGAUCACCUGCUCUCAUUGUGGGGGGGGGGGUCACUUUCUAGCAUGAGUGGUAGUUUCUGGAAUUGGAUCGCCCAGAGGAGUGUGGGAGUACCAUCCUGGAGGUGAUGAAGGGGUAAGUGCCUAUUACCUAAUGAUGGGGAUACGGUCUGGCUGUCACGUUCCUGGUACACACCUCUGCUCUGCCUAAUAAUGAGUGCCACUUUACAUAUGUGCAGCUGUACCAGUGUCACCCCACAUCUGUAUCUCACAGGGUGUCACAUAAGCCCCUAUAUCUGUUGUAGAUGCAGUAAUCAGCCUUUGGGCACAAUUUUAUAUAUAUAUAUAUAUAUAUAUAUAUAUAUAUAUAUACACACACACACACAUUCAUGGGUUCAGCACUCCCAAAGCCUGGUAGAUGGCUGCGUUGACUCUGGACUUAAUAAAGCACAGUGGACCAACACCAGCAGAUGACAUGGUUCCCUAAAUCAACACAGACUGCGGAAACUUCACACUGGACUUCAAGCAUCUUGGAUUUUGUGCCUCUCCUUUCUUCCUCCUCCAUACUAUGGGACCUUGGUUUUCAAAUGAGAUGCAAAAUGUGUUCAAAUCAGAAAAGAGGUCUUUGGACCACUGAGCAACAGACCAGUUCUUUUUUACUUUAGCCCAGGUAAGACGCUUCCUACUAGGCCAUUUUAGAGCACAUCAUACAUCCUUCAGCAGACAAGCUUUAUGGAGAUGCGGACUUCAUUUUCCAGCAGAACUUGGCACCUGCCCACACUGCCAAAAGUACCAAAACCUGGUUCAGUGACUGGGUUAACUGUGCUGGAUUGGCCAGCAAACUCACCUGACCUGAACCCCAUAGAGAAUCUAUGGGGCAUUGCCAAGAGAAAGAUGAGACAUGAGAUUGAACAAUGCAGAAGAGCUGAAGGCCAUAACACCUCAGCAGUGCCACAGGCUGAUAGAAUCCAUGCCAUGCCGCAUUGAGGCAGUAAUUCAUGCAAAUGGGGCCCAAACCAAGUACUGAGUACAUAUGUAUGAUUAUACUUUUCAGAGGGCCGACAUUUCUGUAUUUAAAAUCCUUUUUUUAUUGAUUUUAUGUGAUCUAAUUUUCUGAGAUUUGGGAUCUGGGGUUUUCUUAAGCUGUAAACCACAAUCAUCAAUAUUAUAACAAAUAAAUGCUUGAACUAUCUCACUUUGCAUGUAAU